AUUAAUUGCCUGCCAAAUCUCUGUACAAAAUGAAUUGCUCGACUUAACGUGAUGGAUGUGAUCGACGAUAUUGAAGACUCACGAGAUUUCGUGACAGUCUACAAGAAAGAUUAUCUCGAAAAGAAAUAUAAAAGGACUUACAAGUACAAAUUAUUACCAAAAUAUACAUCAUCCUCGAACGUCUUGAACAGACCGUACAAACAAUAUUUGAACACGCAAUUGGAAAAUCAAUCUCUACCUGAGAAUGAACGAAGCGAAGAUCCAGUAGACAAUUUAAAUAGAGUAAAAAUAUAAAUCUUUUUAUAAUCGUCAUCAUAUAUCAUUGUAAUUGUGUGUACCUCAUCAAAAAUACAGAUACGCGACAAAUUUCCCCAUUUAAAAAAUACUCUACCGGAAAUCGUGCCAGAUGACAACGUAAUAGUACGCGAGAAGAUGAAAUCAAUGAAGACCACGUAUCAACUAGAUUACUCAAAGGAAUUUCAAAAGGGUUCGUUACUUAUAAUAUAAUUAUAUCAUUAAAUGUAUACAAUAUAGUUGCAUUACGUUGUUAAAAUAAUAUUUAUAUUUUUGAAAACCUGGGACAUUAUGAACAAUAUUGUUUAGCUUUGUUUACUUAUUUAAUAUCACAAUA
Molecule: messenger RNA, 631 nt
Organism: Vollenhovia emeryi
Lineage: Eukaryota; Metazoa; Arthropoda; Insecta; Hymenoptera; Formicidae
Exons: 1
Coding region: 52-294 (80 amino acids)
Source: RefSeq, a predicted model, not a curated record